Messenger RNA from Trifolium pratense (red clover), 1374 nucleotides. Its product is annotated as spermidine synthase 1. The transcript is spliced from 9 exons. The record is from RefSeq and is a predicted model, not a curated record. Gene Ontology annotation, cellular component: cytosol. NCBI's taxonomy places the organism in Eukaryota, Viridiplantae, Streptophyta, Magnoliopsida, Fabales, Fabaceae. The coding region runs from base 89 to 1105 and encodes 338 amino acids. Gene Ontology annotation, molecular function: spermidine synthase activity. Gene Ontology annotation, biological process: spermidine biosynthetic process.
GAAAAAAUGAAUCUUGUGUGAAUAUAAAUAGAGAACACAAGAAAAGGGCACAAGGAACGAGUGACUUCCCUACUCAUUGCUAACAAACAUGGCGGCAGCAGAAAACACAGUUGAGGCCACAGAUUUUCCCGUUAAGAGGCAAAGAGAAGAUGAACAACUCAACAAUGGUGUCACUGUUUCUGAAAUUGUUCCACAAGAACCUCAACCUAAUGGUUUAUCAACUGUUAUUCCUGGCUGGUUCUCUGAAAUUAGCCCAAUGUGGCCUGGGGAGGCUCACUCCUUGAAGGUGGAAAAGAUUUUAUUUCAAGGAAAGUCUGAUUAUCAGGACGUUAUGGUCUUCCAGUCAGCAACAUAUGGCAAGGUUCUUGUUUUGGAUGGUGUCAUUCAGCUCACAGAAAGGGAUGAGUGUGCCUACCAAGAGAUGAUCACUCAUCUUCCUCUUUGCUCUAUCCCUAACCCUAAAAAGGUUUUGGUUAUUGGUGGAGGAGAUGGUGGAGUCUUGCGGGAAGUUUCACGCCAUUCUUCAGUAGAAAAGAUAGACAUUUGUGAAAUCGACAAGAUGGUUGUUGAUGUCUCCAAACAAUUUUUCCCUGAUAUAGCAGUCGGUUUUGAGGACCCUCGUGUGACACUUAAUAUCGGUGAUGGAGUUGCAUUUUUGAAGGCAGCUCCAGAAGGAACUUAUGAUGCAGUUAUUGUGGAUUCGUCUGAUCCUAUUGGUCCUGCUCAAGAGCUUUUUGAAAAGCCUUUUUUUGAGUCGGUUGCAAAGGCUCUUCGUCCAGGAGGAGUUGUGUGUACUCAAGCAGAAAGUAUAUGGCUUCACAUGCACAUCAUUGAGGACAUAGUGGCGAAUUGUCGCCAGGUAUUCAAAGGUUCUGUCGACUAUGCUUGGACCACAGUUCCUACAUACCCAAGUGGGAUGAUUGGCUUUAUGCUUUGCUCAACUGAGGGACCUUCCGUCGAUUUCAAGCAUCCAGUGAAUCCUAUUGAUGAGAAUGAUAGCCAGCAGGCAGGAAGACCAUUGAAAUUUUACAACUCUGAGAUUCAUUCAGCAGCUUUCUGUUUGCCAUCUUUUGCUAAGAGGGCGAUUGCUUCUAAAGCAAACUGAGAACAUUUUCAUGGGAUUGAAAGGGCACUUCACUUUUAGAUGUUGGUAUUCAUCCUUUUAUCGAUCAAUCCAUCUCCGCCAAUGAACCGUGGAAUAAAUUAGCGCUUCAAGUUGACAUUGAAGUUAACUUUUAUUUCAUGUAAAAUGAGUUGUAGUUGAUGGAUUCAUUUCUUAGGAACUUGCCUCAAACAUUAUUGACAAUAUGGAACUUUUUUGUUGAAUGCACAUGCUUGGUUUUUACCUAUUUCAAAUUAAAAUUCCAAUUCUUU